AUCAGUCCAAUUUCCACCAUCCUAGUUUUUAGUUGAAGUGUUCAGCAACACUGACCAUGUUGUAGCUUUCAUAAUUUCUAUUGUAUUUGAUUUUAUCAUUGCACUGGAAUUUUCUUAUCUGAAAUUUGUGAUAUUUACUCUUCUCAAUCCUUAUAGGUUAUGGAUCAAGCUGUGGAGAAGGGCCUUAUUUUCGUUGAAGGUUCUGGACCAACAUAUGCCACUGCCACUACCUUUCAGGAGUCAAUAAUUGCAGCUGGUGCUGGAUUAGCCUUAGUGGACUCAGUGGUUGCAGGUUCAAAGAUAAAGAGUGAUGCACCCACUGGUUUUGCUCUGAUAAGACCUCCAGGACAUCAUGCUGUUCCACAAGGACCUAUGGGCUUCUGCAUUUUCAGCAAUGUGGCCAUUGCAGCCCGUCAUGCUCAGCGUGAAUUUCUAUAUGUCAACGCAAAUAUUGNGGUGUUUAUUAUUGAUUUUGAUGUUCAUCAUGGGAAUGGAACAAAUGAUGCUUUCUAUAAUGAUCCAGAUGUAUUUUUCCUUUCGUUUCAUCAAGAUGGAAGCUACCCAGGCACCGGUAAAUUUAAUGAAGUGGGAAGUGGGGAUGGUGAAGGAACCACAUUAAAUCUGCCUCUUCCUGGAGGCUCAGGUGAUACUGCUGUUAGAACCGUGUUCGAUGAAGUUAUUGUACCAUGUGCCCAAAGAUUUAAACCAGACAUCAUUCUUGUUUCUGCUGGGUAUGACGGGCACGUGUUGGAUCCACUCGCUAAUCUUCAAUAUACAACUGGAACAUAUUACAUGCUAGCAUCCAGUAUUAAGCAACUAGCGAGGGAUUUAUGUGGGGGACGGUGUGUGUUUUUCUUGGAGGGAGGAUAUAAUCUGAAGUCUCUGUCAUAUUCAGUGGCAGACACAUUUCGUGCUCUUCUUGGUGAUAGAAGCUUGGCAUCUGAAUUUGAUGACCCUAACAUUUUGUACGAAGAGCCAUCUACAAAAGUUAAGCAAGCAAUUCAGAGGAUAAAACACAUUCAUUCCCUUUGAUGUCGAAAUCAGAAACUGACAUGACAAGUAUAUAUAAUCUAGCUAACAUUAAUAAUUUCAUGUUUUGUGGGAUCCAUCCACAAGUGUAUGUCGUUACCUCCUUAGGUUGUCUCUGCCCCACUUAUCACAUAGAAGCAAAGCAAUGGUACAGAAUUGCUUGUGAUCAUGUUGUCAUAGCCAUGUCACUAUAUACAAAGGAAUAAAACCUUCUUUUUAUAUCA
Messenger RNA from Vigna umbellata (rice bean), 1253 nucleotides. The record is from RefSeq and is a predicted model, not a curated record. NCBI's taxonomy places the organism in Eukaryota, Viridiplantae, Streptophyta, Magnoliopsida, Fabales, Fabaceae.